Rubroshorea leprosula is the source of this 1495-nucleotide messenger RNA. The record is from the annotation of a GenBank genome assembly. Lineage: Eukaryota; Viridiplantae; Streptophyta; Magnoliopsida; Malvales; Dipterocarpaceae.
UUCUUUCUUCAAGGGGAGAGUAAGAAGUGAAGAAAGAGUGAGGGCAUCUCCAAAGCAUCACAGUACUAGCAUAGCAAUGGGGACGGAAGGAAAGGGCAAGGGAAAGGGAAAAGGAGGUGUGAACCAAGUCAAUCGGAGGCCAUUUACCCGGACUCAAGCCAAAGCGAUGGCUAACCCUUCAACCCCGGUAAAAAAUUUGGAAUCUCCACCCUCUUCCUCAAAUGCUAUAAGUCUGAGUAACAGCAGACUUCGUCUUAGAUCAUGGAAAUCUGCAAAGAGGUCUGAAGCAACAACAAACAUCACUAUUAAAAAGCUGGGAAAAUCAAUCAAAAAAUCAAUUCCAACAGCUGAAGACAUACAGGAUAUUCAGCAAUCUGACCAGCAGUCAAGUUCUCCUACCACGAUAGAUCUUUGCGCUCUAGUUGACAACAUACUUGUGUGGGUACCUGUAAAGGGAGUUAAUGUGGCUGCUGCCGAUGCCACUGCUCCUAACAUUAUCUCAAGUGAACAGCUAUCCAGGGAGGAAGCUGUAGUGGAAACCAGUGUUUUUGAGAAAUGGCCCAGAGAUAACUUUGGCAAUUCUCACACAAUUGAUGAGGGCGAUGAGGGUCUCAGCCAAUCUCACAAUCUUGGCCUAACAGAAAUUGUCAACACGUUUGCUGAUGCUGCUGCUGGUGAAGAGGUGGAAUCUUCAGCUUUUAAAUCUGCCUUGGUCCCAGUUUUGGGAUACAGAGUGAAAGAAGCAACAGCUCAAAUUCUUAAUGGUAUUCUUCAGAAGCAUGGCGAUAUAGCCGGUGAUUGCACUAUCACAACAGUCGAAAGCCGAUCUUUGUUGUUAGAGAAACUCUGUGACAUAAUGCAAGAGCUGGAACACAAGAAAUUCUCCGAUGUCACAAAAGUUGAAAUUGAGAACAUCUUGACAUGGAUAAAAGCUCUUGAGGGAUUUAAACUGGAUGUUGGCUGGCUUAAAAAAAGGUUGGAAGAUAUUUUGGAGGCAAAGGGGGUGAUCCAGGUUUAUGAAAGUUUGAAGGAGAAGAAGGCUGAAAAAUGUAAAUCCAUUCAAGAAUCAAAAAGGGCACUGAAAUGGUACAAGUCUGCAAUACUAGAGUAUGAGAGCAAGAUACUAGAAUACAAAGCUAAGAUAUUAGAAUGUGAAUCUGCAGUGCAGAAAAUUAAACUAGAGGCUGUUUUAGAACAGGAGAAGCUGGAGGCUACACAGGCUGAGUCAAGAGGGAUCAGAGAGAGAGUUGAGAAUGCACAGGCCAUAAUUGAGCUCUGUACUCAUUGCUCAGUGAUUCAGAAUCUGUACUGAUCUUUCUCAAUAUGGCUCCCAUGCUUGUAGAUGAUGUUGGAUCCCUUAAAUACAACACUAGGUUGUUAGAUUAUGUCCUUUCUCUGUUCUGAAAGAGUAGUUUGCUUUAUGAGACAACGGACUCUAGACUGAAAUUUUGGGCAUAGGAUGUAUUUUGCUCAGAGUCUAGAAUAAUAUUGAUUA